CCUCUCCUUCUCACUUCCCUUUUCAAUUUUCUGUUGUAGCUCUAUAUUUCUUUAGUAGUUUUGCGGUUAACGUUAACUCGUAAGUUGAUUUAGUAUUACAUAUUUCUUUAGUAGUUUUGCGAUUAACGUUAACUCGUAAGUUGAUGUAGCUCUAUAUUUCUUUAGUAGUUUUGCGAUUAACGUUAACUCGUAAGUUGAUUUAGUAUUACAUAUUUCUUUAGUAGUUUUGUGAUUAACGUUAACUCGUAAGUUGAUUUAGUAUUACAUAUUUCUUUAGUAGUAUUGUGAUUAACGUUAACUCGUAAGUUGAUUUAGUAUUACUUUGUAUUGUUAAUUUUUAUUUUUGAUUUUUAUGAUAUUAACUUAACUACGGUUUUAUCGCAGAUGGCAUUCCAAAAGUUCACGCUUGGCUUACGGUGGAAUGGUUACACGGAAGAGACCGGAAAGGGUGCCACCUGCGUAGGUGGCAAUUUUCAGAAGAUAAAGGUCGCUACCAGACCGCUGCUUGAAGACCUCCAUCAAAUGUGCACUAACGUUACUUGCAUGGAUGGCACGAGAAAAGUUGAUCGUAUGGUGUACCGAUAUCCAAACAGAGAAAGUGUGUCAUUGUGGCAUGAAGAAUAUCUCAUAACCACUCAGGAUGAGGUAGACGCCAUGCUCGAAUUCAUGAGGUCCAACAAUCUUUCCAAAGCCGAGAUGUUCGUUUACACCGAGCCGGUCGUAGGCGUUGGAGGUCAUUCUGGACACGGUCAAACAUCUGGUACCCAUGGUGGAGGUGAAUUAUAUGGCGAUCAUCCCUACCAAAGUUACCAUGAUCCUCAUUCAUAUUUUCAGUACCAAGAGCAAGGUGAAGGUCAUCAUCAAUCAUAUGAAGAAGAAGAAGUUCAACCGGACCGGCACAACCAACCUCAGUACAACUUCCUCUGGUUGUAAAUAUCGACGUCCUCCGCAGCCUACGAGAAAAUAACAACGAGGUUAGUAAAUAGAUUAAUUAAAAAGCAAGAUAAGACCAACAAAAAUUAAACCCGAAUAAUGAGUACGUACCGCUUGAAAUUCAUCAACAAAAACUCCUUCUCCUUGCCACCAAUCGGCCAUUUUUUCGGCGCAAUUCGGACAGAGCUUCGGCUCGGCUCGGCGGGUUUUGAGGAAAAAACCUAAGAAAUGUUUUCUAAUGGC
This is a messenger RNA of Linum trigynum, 1176 nucleotides long. NCBI's taxonomy places the organism in Eukaryota, Viridiplantae, Streptophyta, Magnoliopsida, Malpighiales, Linaceae. The record is from the annotation of a GenBank genome assembly.